AUGGACGCUACUUUGCUCGCGAUUGUGGCCAGCCGGAAACCGGCCUUCAAGGUCUUCCUGGACGACCAAGGCAUCCAGACGUGCAGCGACUUGAAGUACUCCUGGGAGUCUGGCAAGCAGCUCCUGGCCACCUAUGAGGCAACUAUCGGAAAGUUGCCGUCGGAUGAGGCCUUCCAAUUGCUGCUCAUUUACACUUUGGCGGCUUCGCAGGCCCAUGUGGCUACAGGAGCUCAGAUUAGGGCGAUUGUGGAUGAACGGGAAUCUGUGAUCCCGGGUCGUCCAGCCAUGCGAUUGGAGGAAGCUCCUCAGGUGCAGGCGCCAGUCAGAGCUCGAUCUGUGAUCACCCCUGGCCUGACUGAGCAUAUGCCAAACCUUAUCGAGGCGGCUUCAUCAGACCCGCACACAGCAGAACAAGCUCGUCGGGAGAUGAAAACCCAAGCGUUGUUCCAAUUUGCGGUGGAGCACCUCGUCGACUUGCAGGAGUUGGGGCUGUCUUGGAAGGCCUUGAACGACCCUGCGAGAAUGCAGGCGCUCAGGGAGUCCCUCAUGGCUUGUACUCUUAGGCUGAGUGUGGAGAGACUGGGUGCUCUCACCUCAGCCAUCCGCAGAUGGGUCCGCUUUGCGGAGGAGCAGGAUUACUCCGUGAGGACGCCCACGCCCCUUCAGCUGUCGGAGUUCCUGCGGAAGGUCGGCAACGGUGGGCCCACAGCCUCAUCGAGUAUGUUCCAAGCCCUGAAGUGGUUUGAGCAGAAUAUGGGGACGAAGUUCCACACGGAGCACUAUCUGAUCCGGCCUCACCGUUUUCAUCAUCCAACUCACUCAGGGGUCCAAAAGGCCGAACUUGAGCCAUGGGAGUUUAUCAACCUGCUCCUCAUCGCGGCCAACUCCAGAGGCACCAAGCAAUUACUGGUAGCUUUCCUCCUCCAGUCCGCAGUGUCUUGCGUGCGGUUUGAACAUUUCCAACGUUCGACCCUGACUGGAGGGAAUGAGGACUGGUUACAGUUCUGCUGCUCCCAAGGGAAGUCCAGGAAGAAAGGGGCGCGGCCAAAAUAUGAUUGGGCUAUGCCUGAGGUCCUCUACAAGGGUUUCUCCCUGGUCGCCAUCAUGCGGGACUUCCUCAAACAUGAAGCCCUUCCCACGGCUACCUACAUGUGGCCGGCCCUGGUGCUUAGUGCCGAGGAUCUAUGGCAGGUGUCAGACACGACACCGUUCAGCAUCGCAAAGCCUAUGUCCAGGGCCCGAUACCUCGAGUUGUUGAGGGGAAUUCUCAUCGAAGUGGGCCUUCCCCGCGAAAGUGCGAUGGGCGCUGGCUACAACAGGCUGCGGAGAUUCCUUCCAACGCUGGGUAGCUGCCUCCAGUUCCAGCCGGACUCCCUUCAGGCCAUUGGGAACUGGCAGGAAACCCCUGCUUCGGGGGGCCCCGCACCCACUUGGAAACCUCAGCGGGCAACCAUGCCGAUGGGGCUACACUAUGCUGGCCAAAAGGUCGCUCGCUCUGCGCAGAUCAAGCAGCAUGCACUGGACUGCUUCAUGCGGCUCUGGCGACAGAAGCAGCCCGAGCUCUCACUUAACCACGAGGGUCUCCUGGCCCCUGAUAGCUGGUCCUGGCAGGAGGUCUGCGCCACCGCUGCCAAGGGCCAGUUCCAGAAGGUUGAGGAGCUCCCCAGCAAUCCGGGGCUGGCUGCCGGAGCCAUCGAAGUUGAGCCUGGGGCGCUGGCAGACAUCGAGAAGGCGGAGGACGCACCGGCCCUGCCAGUCGAUGAGGAGAGCGACAUCAGCGACUUUGAUGGCUUUUCUGGGUCCACAUCACCCUCAGCCUCUGACGUCUCGGCAGACGGCGAAGACUUGGUGGGCAUCAUCCCGCCGGACGAUGUCACUGAGAAGAUGCCCUGGUUUCAGCAGGGGGCCAAAGUCCAUGUGCUGAGGGGCGAUGACCUACAGGGGCGCAAGUUGCCGUGGUGUCGCGACGCGGCCUUCUUUCAGGACCCCCAGAAGGUUGGUGAGGGGCUGGACAACAUGGACCGCACUCAGAUCUGCCAGCGAUGCCUCGGGCGCAUGCCCAGGGGCCUGUACGCGGCGCUGUCCGAGCAAUGUGCCACUCUGGCCGCGGGCCUACCAGUUUUUGUGCCCAAGCCCCCCUCGCCUGUCUGCAGACGGCGGUGGUUAGCCAUGGCUACUGCAGCCAGGAUCGAUGUGUUGCAAGAGGACCGUGGCCUCGCCACAUGCCUGGCUGCAGCCAACCUCUUGCCGGAGUGGACUGAGCCUUUCCUCCGCCAUCAUGGGAUUGAGACGCUGGAGGACUACGUCUUCCUUAUCCCGAAGGAGGGGGCCGAGCAUGGCAUCAAAGACCUGGUGGAAGCUAUCCCUGCGCUGAAGAACAAGCCCAUUGUCCUGGCAAGGUUUCGAGCUGCAUAUGAAGCAGGCAUGCAGGCUGUGAAACAGGCCAGCCAGUUGCCUGCCAAAGGUACCAACGAGCUUGACGAGCUCUUGCCGGAGUCCACUAUGGCCACCUUGUCCAAGGACUUCCGCAACCGCUACAACACUGAGGUUGAUGCCGCGCUGGAACCCAGCGACACUUUGAGGUCGCGUGUAUACAGGGAAUUCAAGAAGCAGACCAUGACGGUGAUUGAAGCCAGGAGGAUCAAGUCAGUCCUUGAACAGGCUGGCCCCCGCCUCCAGGAAAGUGUGGCACUUCCUGGGGGCAUCAAGUUGGAGUUCGACAAGGACUCCCCGGUGGACAUCACCUCUGCUGUCCAGUACUACUGGUCCCUGCGUACGUUGGCUUAUGCAUGGGCCUGGGCAGGGAAUUUCCGUGCCAAGGACCCGGAUGGCGAAGAACGCCUCUUCAUCUCGAUCUCCGAGGCGACGCACUACGCAGAUGAGGCCCUGCGCUCCUGCAUGGAGUUUGGUGGCGGCUCAUUGCUUUGGUUGAACCGGAACGAUUUGUUGACCAGGGGCAAGAUGGCGAGUGGUAUCCGCCGAGGAUGGACGGCGGGGAAAGCCCUGAAGGAUGCUCUCCAGCAGACCCACCUGGAGUGGAGGGCCCCUUCGAUGCAGCUGACCCCGGACACCAACAAGCUCAAACGGCCUGCAGAGCCCACGGUGCCUCCAGCUGAGCCCAAGCGGCCCCGCCAGGUGAAAGCUGACAAGUUUCAGACAAUUAGCAUGGUGAAGGGCGGUCGGCGCCUUUGUAAGAAGUACAACGACGGGCGCCCCCACAUUAUGGGGGCCCCACCAGAUGCCGUAGACUCACAGCCAGUGGCUGCUCACUCUGUGCAGGAGCAGCCACGUCCCGUGGCCAUGCAGCGCCAGCAGCCGGCAGUGGUGGGCGACUCUCAGGGACAUCGCCAGGUCCAUCUCCAAGAGGGAGAUUCAUCCCCAGUCUCGAAAAGGCUCUAUGCUGCGAAGCCUGUGAGCUGGCGGGGCAAAGGGGAUCUUUUGCAGUGCCCCUGGGUUAUUGUUCCUAAGGGGCCAUUUUUGGUAAUAGAUUUGUGGAGUGGCAUGGGGGGGCUGCCCAUUGCUCUGUUGUGCAUGGGGACCACCUUUUAUGCCCUGGCUGCUGAGUGUGAUGCCGAUGCCAGGCAGGCAUGCGCCAGCUUGAUGCCGAACAUCGUGCAUGUCGAGGACGUGGCCAAGGUGCGGGCCAGUGAUUUCGUGGAGUUCUUGGAGCGGCGUAAGCCGCGGGCUAUUAUCAUAGGAGGAGGUUCUCCGUGUCAAGGGAACUCCAGCCUAAACACCCGCCGGAAGGGCAUGGGAGACCCCCGCUCUCACCAGCCCUUCGAGCUGUGCCGCAUUCGAGACGAGUUCCAAUCAUUGCCCUGUGCCCAGGACAUCCCCAUCAUCACCUUCCUCGAGAACGUUGGGAGCAUGCCGAGAGAGGUUCAGGAGCAGUAUACCCACUGGUUGGGACACCCCCCUGUUCGCAUUGAGGCCAUUAGUUGCGGUUGGGUGUAUCGUAACAGGUGUUUCUGGCUGGGGUGUGGGGAUGUUGGUGUGUCACCCUCCCUCACACCACCAGCCGACUGGACGUGGGCACCCUCGACUGCUCAGGAGGCGCCCGUGCUGAAGUUCAACGGCAAGAAACCGAUACCACCCCGAGUUAGCUGGGAGGCGGGGUAUGCGCCGCUGUUCAACCCCCUGGAAGUUUUGCAGGGAGAGUCCUCCUUGGGAUUUCACCCUUUUACCAGGGAAUUUUUCCACCCUCCUGACCGUGUCAACCAAGCAUCGCCUGAAGCCGCAGCCCGUUUCUUUGAAGAUAGCUGCCGUUUCCCACCGAACACCUACCCAUGGCUUGACUUACGGGUAGGGACAGACGAUCUGCCUGAUGCAUACCGGGGAUUGCCUGUGGCGCCCGAGCAGAUGCAGUUCAGCUACGUGGCCAUUUUUGUUCCUGCUGCAGGCUGGCGCUUCACACCUAUGUUUGGGUUAGCCUACGGACUCGAGAGUGCAGUCGUGAACUUUAACCACUUCCCCCAAUUUGGUGUGGCCAUGGCGCGACGUUGUUGCCUCUCUUUCUGUGCAGCUUAUUUUGAUGAUGAGCUCUCCGUGGAAUUCCUGCAGUUUUCCGAUACAUCCCAAUUGGGGCUGCGUUUAGCAUUCACGGCUAUGGGAGCGGCUCCCCAGCCUGGUAAGGCCUUCAAGCCAGCUACUAAUCGUUACUACCUUGGUACCUCGAUUCAUGUUGGCGACUUCCUGACUGAGGGCACCAUCCGCUUCCAGCCCAAGACAGCUACGACAGCAAAGGUAGCCCGACCUGUGCUAACGGCAUUGCAAGCAGCUGAUCAACCUGCCCUCGAUCCCACAGCUUGCCAAUCUUUGCGCAUCCUGCUGCAAAUUGUGCAACAAGCCUCCCCUCACGACAUCUGUGUUUGCGGCCCGCCUAAGCCACUCCUACGUGUUUACUCAGAUGCAUCUUUUGAGGAUGGUGAGUUGCGGCUAGGCUGGGUGUGCAUGCCGCCGGGCCAGCGACCUCUGGGAGGUACCUGCGUCAUCCCGGCCCUGGUACUUGACUCCUGGACUCCUCGCAGACAGCAGAUCUUUCCAGGAGAGGCCCUGGCCGGACUCUUAGUCCCAUGGUUCCACCCUGACGUGUUCUACCACUGCGACGCUCUGUGGUUCAUCGAUAAUGAGGCG
Molecule: messenger RNA, 5133 nt
Organism: Cladocopium goreaui
Lineage: Eukaryota; Dinophyceae; Suessiales; Symbiodiniaceae
Source: the annotation of a GenBank genome assembly